AUGAGAUGGACAUCUGUUAUACAACCCCCAGAAGGCGUAAAUUUUCGCGAAGAGGUUGGUAUGAGAGUAGAAAUGGACAAUGACAAUAAUUGUUUAGAUUACUUCCAACCUCUGUUUACUGAUGAUGUUUAUCAGCUGAUUUUACGUGAGACCAAACGGUUUGAGCAUCAAAAACGGCAGCUUGAGGACAAUUCUCUGGGUGGUCUCCACGAUUUUACCCUUCCAGAGCUAAAGGCUUGGCUUGGGCUCACAUUGGAAAUGGGUCUUGUAAAAAAAAGCAAUUUGAAAGCUCACUGGUCAACUGAUUCGGUCACCAAAACUCCAUUGUUUUCUAACACCAUGUCAAGAGACUACUACCUUCAUAUUCAGAGAUAUCUUCACUUUGUAAAUAAUUGCAAUGCCCCAGACCAGACAGAUCCUAACAGGGAUAAACUGCGGAAAAUGAGAUCAUUUUUAGAUGCUCUUGUGCCCAGAUACGCUGGAAAAGAGGGUCCAGCAGCAAGCAAGGAUUUGGCUCAGCGAGUUGUUCUAAUGCUAACAGAGCCUUAUUUCAACAAAGCUUACAAAUUGUUUGUUGUCAACUGGUAUACCAGUGUACCACUCUAUCUAGAACUGGAAAAAAAAAAGGAAUUAGAGUCUGUGGAACAGUGAGGGGAAAUAGAAAGUGCCUACCUCAGGAUACUGUUGACCAGCGAUGCGAGCAGGUCAAAAGCCUCGUCAGGGGAGAAUCGCUUUUCCGUCAAAGCGGCAAGCUCAUCUGUGUGACAUGGAAGGACCGAAAGCUGGUACAUUACUCUCAACUCUCCCUGGGGGUUUGGAAAUUGGACAGGUAGAGAGAAGGGUGAAGUCACGAGGGCAAUGGCAAAGGCAGAACAUCGCACAGCCACAGUUGAUUAA
Pocillopora meandrina is the source of this 897-nucleotide messenger RNA. The record is from the annotation of a GenBank genome assembly. NCBI's taxonomy places the organism in Eukaryota, Metazoa, Cnidaria, Anthozoa, Scleractinia, Pocilloporidae.